AAGAAAAGAAAGCUGUGUUUUGUGGAUUACACAGGGACAAAUUGGGAAUGUCAAUAUCAGAUAGACAUUUUCCCCAAACCCGCUUUUUCAUCCCCGCGUUUCUCUCUCAUAAACCCACAACCAUAAUCUUCUGAAACAAAUCUAUGUGUUUCUCUCUCUCUCUUUCUCUUAGGGUUUUCAGAAUUUGAUUUCCUACUUAGUUCAUGAAAUCUGGAUUGCAAUUUCCUCAAUAUUGUUUGAGUUUCUUCUAGAUCUGGCUGCACGUUCUUCAAUGUCUUUGCUGCUCGAUGUUUUUUAUAAACUAAUGUUUAUCUCAAGUCGUUUACUUGUAUCAUCUUUGGUUUUACCUUCCGAAGAUGGUUGUCUUCCAACAAAUCAUUAUGAGAAUCCGUAGUGUAAAAUGAGCGAAAAGGAGACUAUGACGAUGAAAACAAAGCCGCCUCUUGUACCACUUGGAACUCUGAUUGGUCGUGAACUUAGGCAUGGGAAUGUGGAGAAACCUACAGUUAAUUAUGGACAGGCGGCAUUAGCAAAGAAAGGGGAGGAUUAUUUCUUAAUCAAACUUGAUUGUCAGAGAAUUCCCGGCAAUCCAUCAACAUCUUUCUCAGUUUUUGCGAUAUUCGAUGGGCAUAAUGGUAUAUCCGCUGCUAUUUUUGCAAAGGAAAAUCUGUUGAACAACAUUUUAAGUGCGAUUCCUCAAGGAUGUGGUCGUGAAGAGUGGCUUCAAGCACUUCCUAGGGCAUUGGUUGCAGGAUUUGUGAAAACUGACAUAGAGUUUCAACAGAAAGGCGAGACAUCUGGUACAACUGUUACAUUUGUUGUAAUAGAUGGGUGGACUAUAACUGUCGCUUCAGUUGGGGAUUCAAGAUGCAUAUUGGAUACACAAGCUGGUGUUGUUUCACUACUAACAGUCGAUCAUAGGCUUGAAGAGAAUGUUGAAGAAAGAGAGCGUGUAACAGCAAGUGGGGGUGAAGUAGGACGCCUCAAUAUUUUCGGAGGAAACGAGGUUGGCCCACUUCGAUGUUGGCCUGGUGGGUUGUGCCUUUCAAGGUCAAUUGGUGAUACAGAUGUUGGAGAGUUUAUUGUCCCAAUACCUCAUGUUAAACAAGUGAAACUCUCAAGUUCUGGUGGAAGACUUAUAAUUGCUUCUGAUGGUAUCUGGGAUGCUUUAUCAUCUGAUACAGCAGCUCAAUCUUGUCGUGGAUUGCCUGCAGAACUUGCUGCAAAGCUUGUUGUUAAGGAGGCUCUUAGGUCAAGGGGACUAAAAGAUGAUACAACCUGCUUGGUUGUUGAUAUAAUUCCAUAUGGGUAUCCAGUGUUGCCUCCAACACCUAGAAAGAAACAAAAUCUGCUUACUUCAUUAAUUCCUGGAAAGAGAUUUCAAAACUCUAUGAAUAAAGUUCCAAAUAAGCUUUCAGCAGUUGGGACUGUAGAGGAGCUGUUUGAAGAGGGUUCUGCAAUGCUUGCAGAAAGGUUGGGAAAGGAUCUGCCAUUAGAUUCAAGCACAGGAAUGUUUAGAUGUGCGGUUUGUCAAGCAGAACAGGAGGAGCAAAGUGGAUCUGGACCACUCAUGUUAUGUUCAAAGUGUAGGAGAAAGAAAGAUGCAAUGGAAGGGAAAAGGGCAAGCAGCCUACACACAAUCACAAUAUAAGUAAAACUAAAACCUAAAAGUAAAUACUAAUUAAUUAAAAUACAUUCUUUCUCAAUUCUCCAUUGGCAGUUGUGUGAGCAUAUGAUGAUGAUCUGUUUUUCUUUUUGUUGUCAUUGUGAUGGUUUACGGAGCUUGUAUGUGUGUGUGUGUUUUUCUUAUAUUUUGUGCUCUCGGCUGUUGGACUCACUAAUUAAGAACAAUUAUAUUAUAUAUAGUAGUGUGAUAGGAUUUGAUUGUGAAAGUAAAAAUGUUAAUGUCUUUGUUACGUUAAUUUGAUAUGAUUUCUGUUUAAGCAUUAUUUAUUAGUGUAUUCCUUUCUUCUUGUUUGUUAUUGUUCGAAAUAACGUCAAAGUUAAUUUGAUAACAUAUAUUCCAUUAAAAACAACAAUGUAUGUGUGCCUUGAUGAUACAUGUAUUCCAUUAAAAACAAAGUCCGAUAAAAACUCAAAACAAUGCUCUUUAUGUCAUAGUCCAUUUUGUUUUUCAUGGCCUCAGAGGCUUCAAACCAAGUGAAGCCCGAAUCCUAUUAGCUUCUGCAAUCUCAGGAUCCGGAUGAUCCGUUCCAUCAUCCUUUUUCUUCUCCUUCUCCUUCUCUUUCUUCUUCUUGGCUGGUUUCUCAUCAUCUUGCAUCCUUCUAGGGCUACCACUGCUGU
Messenger RNA from Lactuca saligna, 2304 nucleotides. The record is from the annotation of a GenBank genome assembly. Lineage: Eukaryota; Viridiplantae; Streptophyta; Magnoliopsida; Asterales; Asteraceae.